Fusarium redolens is the source of this 1149-nucleotide messenger RNA. Its product is annotated as sodium bile acid symporter family-domain-containing protein. Gene Ontology annotation, cellular component: plasma membrane. Gene Ontology annotation, molecular function: arsenite transmembrane transporter activity; antiporter activity; antimonite transmembrane transporter activity. NCBI's taxonomy places the organism in Eukaryota, Fungi, Ascomycota, Sordariomycetes, Hypocreales, Nectriaceae. Gene Ontology annotation, biological process: arsenite transport; antimonite transmembrane transport. The transcript is spliced from 4 exons. The record is from RefSeq and is a predicted model, not a curated record. The coding region runs from base 1 to 1149 and encodes 382 amino acids.
AUGUCAGCAGAACCAAAAAAUGAGCAUGCCCUGUCCCCUACGGAGGAGCCUUGCGUCGGGAGGCCCAACCCCGACUUGGAGAGCCAGACCAAGGAUAAAGUAGAGUCAGUAUCCGCAUUCAAGGCCCUUGGAUGGCUUGAUCGAUUUCUCGCUCUAUGGAUCCUCCUGGCCAUGGCAGUUGGCAUUAUCCUAGGCAAUUUUGUACCCUCAACGGGACCGGCGUUACAGAAAGGCAAAUUUGUUGGUGUGUCAGUGCCAAUUGCCAUCGGCCUCCUCGUUAUGAUGUACCCAAUUCUAUGCAAAGUCCGAUAUGAGUCACUGCACAAGCUUCUAGCGCACCGCGAGAUGUGGAAGCAGAUCAUGUUCAGCAUCGUCAUCAACUGGGUGGUAGCACCUUUCCUCAUGCUCGGUCUCGCUUGGGCCUUUCUCCCUGACAAGAGCGAAUUGCGUAUUGGUCUAAUUCUGGUUGGUCUUGGGAGAUGUAUUGCCAUGGUUCUUAUUUGGAAUGGCCUGGCCGGCGGCGAUAACGAAUACUGCGCUAUACUUGUUGCGAUUAACUCCAUUCUCCAAAUGGUCAUUACCGCACCUCUCGCCGUGUUCUUCAUUCGAGUCAUCAGUCAUGAGACUGGCAUCAACGAUGUUUCAUACGAGGUGGUUGCUACGAGCGUCGCGGUUUUCCUUGGAAUUCCACUUGCUGCCGCGAUCGUCACCCGCUUUACACUGCGCAUGGCGGCUGGGCCCGAGUGGUACGAACGCGUCUUCCUCCGGUUCGUGGCCCCUUGGUCUCUGAUAGGUCUACUAUAUACCAUUCUUGUCCUUUUUGCAUCGCAAGGACGUCAGGUGGUACACCAAAUCGUCUCGGUCGUCCGCGUCGCUGCCCCGCUCGUGGUUUACUUUAUUUCCAUCUUUUUCGUUACCCUUUUUAUCGCUCAUCGUAUGGGCUUCAGUUAUCCCCUCACUGUAACGCAAAGCUUUACCGCUUCAAGUAAUAACUUCGAAUUGGCUAUCGCCAUUGCAGUUGCUACCUUUGGCCCCGAUAGCGACCAAGCACUCGCAGCAACUGUUGGACCACUUAUUGAAGUGCCCGUUCUACUCGGUCUGGUAUAUCUCAUGCGAUGGGCACGGAAAAGAUGGGCGUGGAACGUAUAA